UCUCUCUCUCUCUCUCUCUCACUCUCUGUCUCUCUUUGACUGGUACUCUCUCUCCUCUUUUCUCUCACAGCCUCUCAUCACAUUCAGCCGCUCUCAGGCUGAGAGGAGGAGGAGGAGGAGAGGAUCAGGCAGGAGAAAACAGUAGUAAAAUAGAGCAGAAUAGAUUCGAUGUGUGGAAUCUUUUCUCUGCUCGUUUCUCUCUUGGAUUAUUUGCAACUUCGUUGGGUUUGUUGGAUGGCGUCACGUUUUCUCUUUCUUCAACUAGUUCCGCGUCUCCGCUGCUGCAGAUUCUCCGACGACCUGACGACGUCUCUGAAAGUUGUUGAUGCACUGAUGUUGAAGAUGGAGUCGCUCUUUGAUUCAUCCCCAACGCUUCAUUCCUCAGUCCAUGGACGCAUCAUUGGAGCGUAGAUCGAGAAACUCCCAACAGCUUCUGCAGCCAUGUGCUUCCAUUGGAGAGGCUGAAAGCCUGAGUGGAAACUGAUGAAUUCCUAUUCAGACGAGGAAUCAUGGCUGUUAAAACUGUCACCUUGAAGGUUUCAGUUUAUUUAACAUUUCUAUUUAUUUAGUGUUGAUUUUUAAUUUUUUUCACAGCUGCAGAGGCUCAAAUGUUUCGUCCCUCCGAGUGUAAUGAAAUCAGCGAAAAGUUACAACGUACAAACACAAUUUUACAGUACUUUUAUUGUAUUUAAUCACUCUUUUUCUUAAAAAAAUAUCUGAAAGAGAUUUUAAUCUUUAGUUAUUUUUUGUCGUUCAGCUGAAAACGAGAGCUACGGGAUGCCAUAGCAUAUGGCAGAUACAUAAACUGAAAAUAUCUAUAUUUAUCAAUAACAAUCCCUCAUACGUCUCAGCCUCCGAGCUCACUCAUCUGAACUCUGCUCCUCUCAACUUUCACAUUUUCAGCUGUUGGAAAAACGUCUAUGAUCAGACUAAAGGGACGUCAUUUUCCUUCAGUUUGAAGCAUCAACAGAUUCUUCAUGUGUCUCUUAAAAUCCUUGGGAAUGUGAAUCUCAGCUGCCAGCAGCUUUUUAAAGUGGAUCUGAAGUGUUAUGAAUCAGGUUUCAGUCAAGAGAGAAGAACAGACUGAUCAGACACUGGGCGGAUUCUAACGUUCAGACAUGUCUCCUGUUUCGGACUGAGAAGUCAGCGUCCUCAGACAGACAGAGCCGGAGCAGAUAUUUGUUCCUCGGUGGCUCCGUUCACCUCUCGGGGAGAUGGCGGCGGCCAUCGCCAGCUCCCUGAUCCGAGCGAAGCGUCAGGCCCGGGAGUCCAACAGUGAAAAGGUCACUACCAACAAAAGACGCACGAGUCCCACCAAAGACCCGCGGUCUCUGUGUGAGAGACACAUCUUCAGCGUCUUCAGCAAAGUUCGCUUCUGCAGCGGAAAGAAAAGACCUGUACGACGGAAACCAGAGCCGCAGCUGAAGGGCAUCGUGACGCGUCUCUUCAGUGAGCAGGGCUUCUUCCUGCAGAUGCAGCCUGAUGGAGCCAUCAGUGGAAACAAGGACGAGAACAGCGACUACACUCUGUUUAACCUGAUCCCAGUAGGUUUGAGGGUUGUGGCCAUCCAGGGAGUGAAGGCUGGACUCUACAUGGCCAUGAACGCCGAGGGAUUCCUCUAUACAUCAGAUGUGUUCACAGCAGAGUGUAAGUUUAAGGAGUCGGUGUUUGAGAAUUACUACGUCAUCUACUCGUCCACGCUGUACCGGCAGCACGAGUCGGGCCGGGCCUGGUUCCUGGGCCUCAACAAGGACGGCGUCAUCAUGAAGGGGAACCGCGUGAAGAAGACCAAACCCUGCUCACACUUCGUCCCCAGACCCAUCGAAGUGUGUAUGUAUAAGGAGCCGUCGCUGCACGAGCUUGAGGAGAAGCUACUGAAGUCGUCGCGGAGCCCGACAAUGAACAGCGAGGAGCGGAGGGGCCUGCAGGAAGCAGAGGAGCAGCAGGAGGACUGCACAGAGCAGGAUGGAUCAUAGCCUGCAGCGCCCCCUACAGGAGGAGGAGGAGGAGGAGGAGGCGAACUCCCAUUUUAACACUCCCUCUGUUCAGCAACAAAAGCAACUACAACCACACCAACGACAACAACCGCCACGACAACGACGACGGCUACAAAGAAAACAAAGAAAAAAAGAAGCUGAAAAAAAACAAAAAAAAAAACGGGAAAAAUCUUCUCGCUCAUGUUGAAAUAUUUUAAAUCUGCCGGGGGAGGGCGAGGGGGAGGGGCUGGAGGACGUUGAUGAUGAUGAUUUACAGUUUAUGCAAAAUGCCCUGCUGAUACAGCAUCCGGAGGCUGGCACACCUACUCUUCAUCGCUACGUUGUAAUCAUCAUCAUCAUCAUCAUCAUCAUCUUCAUCAUCAUCAUCAUUACUGUCAUGAUGAUGACAAAAUGUUUUCCGAGCUGAGCGAGCGCUGAGAACUCUGAAGCUUUAAGCCAUGUAGAAACUUCACUUCUUUCAUUUCUUAAUGAAUGCAAAAACUUUCGCACUUUCAACACGCCGCGCUUCUUCUUCUUCUACUUCUUCUUCCUCUUCCUCUUCCUUCCUCUUCUUCUUCUUCUCCAUGCUGUUCCGUCCAAUCAGAGAGAAGAGUGUUUUUUUGUUCUGUGCCACAUCUUUUUUGUUUCUUGGGGUCGGGAGACGAGGUUUUGUUGCAGACACUGCCGAUAAAAAGCUUCAGAAGGAAUAUUGACAGACCUCCUGGACUGUUUCCCGUCAGUCAGCUGAUCCUCUCCGUGUGUGAGUACUCUGAUCAGUGCUGCUUGUAGAAACUUCCAGAUUUCUGACAGUUUGUCUGCUUCCUACAGGAGCAUCCUUGUGUUUCUGCAGCGGCUUCAUAUUCCUGCAUGUUUAAGAAGCAUCCAUCAGUUUUUACACUCAUUGCCUUCCUUCCAGAAUUACUUUGCUUGUUCAUGUCUAUGAAAAUCCACUUCAGAGUCGUGGAGUAAGCUGCAGAGAGAAAAUUAAAGAAAAGCAGAAUGAAGUCAAAGGUUCUUCCACAAGAAAGAAAAGAAAUAUGAUUUUAUGUAAAUCUAGAACAAGUGGUGAUGAAAUCUUUAUUCAUUUUAAUAAGAUAAACUUCAUUCAUCCUGAAGGAUUGUUGUGCAGCAGUCACAAUAAAAAGUUGGAAGCAGUGCAGAUGAAAUCAGUAAGGUUGAUAAUGAAUAUUGUCUACAGGCUUUGCUCUGCACAAACCCACAACAACCUGAGAGCCAAAAGUCAGGGCACGAUUACCUGCACACACUCACUGAGGGCAAAGUGAAAACUGAAGAUGUUCCAGAUGUGCAAAUGAAUCACACUGAAACUAAAUGAUAUCCUUGAAUGCAUCAUGUUGAGUUUGAAGACACAAUUAGUUUCCCUUCAUGUGAGAAGACGAGUUGUGAAUAUUUUUAAAACCCAAAAGAAAAACAAAACAAGUAAAUAUGGACAUUCUUGAGAUUUUUUAAUCUCUCGUUUCAGAUGGUCCUUGAACGCACCAAUAAGUUUUCAAACCUUGGACAGGUUUAAUUGAAACAAAGCUGAAACAGUGACGUGAUGGAUCGUCUCUCUGGAAGGAAGUUCAGUGUGAAAAUUGAAGGUGAUAAUUAUGAAAAUGACGCUCAGGAAUGUGAAUGAAAGGCUUCCUCCUGUGUCUGUCUUCGUGCUGCGUUCAGGGUCGGAACAGAUGAGAGGAUUCACAUCGCUAAGAGAAGCUGCAGGCAGAAAUAUUGCAUGCCGUAUUUUCCUAAAGUGCACCGACUCCCACGCAGACGUUUGGGGGGUUUGAAUGAUUUAUGGAGACACUAACAGCAGCUGUGUUGUGUAACUGUGAUCCGGUCUGAACAGGACUGAAGCCACUCUGUUACCUGCACUGUCCACUUCAAACUCAGUGUAACAUAUGAUAUGAUAUGAUAUUUGAUAUGAGGAGUCUGCUGAGGACAUUCAUAUUGACAAAUAACACAGCAUGUAUCGAUGCCGAAAACAUGUACACGGCGUGCGUUUCUGAACACGAUUGUAAGUUUUUGUUUUUUUUCCUCGGCAGACUGAUGUUGUGACACGCUGAGAAAAAAUGGGCUGCGGUGAUUUUUAUUAUUUAUCUUUUAUGUGUCAAAAUACAAGCAGGCGA
Centropristis striata (black sea bass) is the source of this 4102-nucleotide messenger RNA. Its product is annotated as fibroblast growth factor 12-like. The coding region runs from base 1215 to 1976 and encodes 253 amino acids. Lineage: Eukaryota; Metazoa; Chordata; Actinopteri; Perciformes; Serranidae. Gene Ontology annotation, molecular function: growth factor activity; fibroblast growth factor receptor binding. Gene Ontology annotation, biological process: positive regulation of protein phosphorylation; fibroblast growth factor receptor signaling pathway; positive regulation of cell population proliferation. Gene Ontology annotation, cellular component: cytoplasm. The transcript has 5 exons. The record is from RefSeq and is a predicted model, not a curated record.